Messenger RNA from Postia placenta MAD-698-R-SB12, 717 nucleotides. RefSeq lists its product as hypothetical. NCBI's taxonomy places the organism in Eukaryota, Fungi, Basidiomycota, Agaricomycetes, Polyporales, Adustoporiaceae. The transcript has 4 exons. The coding region runs from base 1 to 717 and encodes 238 amino acids. The record is from RefSeq and is a predicted model, not a curated record.
AUGCUGCUCCAAAUAUCACACACAGAUAUUUUGCGAACCUCGUUUGUUGAUUGCGCCACGGGCGCCGUAGCCUUUCGCACCAAUACGUACCAUCCACAACGCGCUCGGUCAGGCUCUUGCUCCUCUGCCAGCUCUUCCAGCUCUAGCGCAUUGCAGGAACAGUUAUCUGGAGACAAUAACGUAGAUCGAGUGACGUCCUUGGAGGACGCGUAUGGAAAUAUUCUCGCUGAGAUCACCUGGGAUGGCGCGAAUGCGUCCCUCAUACGCGUCGGGGACGACUUGAUCAAGGGCACCGCAGAACUCUUCGAUGCUGCGUUCGUAAAGAUAUUCCCCGACGCCACUCUCUUCCCCACUCGGCUGGAGUAUACGUGGCGAAUGACUCGAGACGAUCUCUUGCUUCUGGAUGAUGACGAAGAGGUCGUCGGCAAGCUCCAUCAAAAUCAAAUUCAAGACGAUCUAAAACUGGCGCCUGCGCCAUCCUCAAAGAUUGGGCACGAUUACCUGGAGCUGAAUACGCUUCCAGAAGACGAGCUUCCAGAGAUGCUCGUUUGCUACCUCCUUCUAUGCACACUUCGUGAACGCAUGUACUCCAUCACCCGAUUUGUCUAUGGCCAGCCACAGAAAACCGAUCCAAUCGCGAAGCUCCGACGGGGUGCGACCCGUAGCAUCGCAAACCUGCGCAACCGGUUCCGUCGUCGCAAGGCGCCAAAUCAUUGA